Melanotaenia boesemani (Boeseman's rainbowfish) is the source of this 2330-nucleotide messenger RNA. Its product is annotated as calcium-binding and coiled-coil domain-containing protein 1-like. The record is from RefSeq and is a predicted model, not a curated record. Lineage: Eukaryota; Metazoa; Chordata; Actinopteri; Atheriniformes; Melanotaeniidae. The coding region runs from base 90 to 1775 and encodes 561 amino acids. The transcript has 14 exons.
CUAUCUGCAGGCUGAUGCACAGCUCGAUGCUUCACGAGGUAGCCGAGAAGAUACAUUUCUCAACAUAUUAAGUGAAGCUUCCUAUUACCAUGGAUAAACAGCCCACAGUGGUGUUUCGAAAUGUGGGACAGUUUUAUUUCCCCCAAACCAGAGUGGAGUGCCAUUAUAGUCUAACACCAGAGCAUCAGUGGAGCAACAAAGACUGGAUAGGGAUUUUUAAGAUGGGCUGGUCUUCAGUCAGACAAUAUUACACAUACUCAUGGGCUCUUGUCCCUGAAGGCUACACAGAGAGGACCAGUGUCAACUGCUGUGCUCAUUUUUAUGCAUGCUACCUGCCCCGUCCCACUGCUGCAGAGUACCAAUUUGUUUAUGUGGAUAAGAUGGGAAAGGUGUGUUCCCGUAGUCGUCCCUUCACUUUCUGUGCUCCUAAGCCGCUGGAGGAGCUGGAGACUCUGAAAGAGGAACAAGAUGAGGGGGAUGGAGAAGAGGAGCUGCUGCUGGUCAUCCCCAGGGCUCAGCUGCUGCAGACUCAGCUGGAGAAGUGUUUAGAAAAGCAAGCAGACCUACAGCAAGCUUUUGAUGUUGCUAAAAAAAACAUAGAGAAUGAAAAAGAAAUCAUCCAAAUAGAAAGGAUUGAAUGGAAGAUGGAAAGAGACGCGAUGAAAGAGGAGAUCAUCGAACUCAGAGAGAACCUGAGACACAGCUGCGAAAUGAUGAAGAGAUUGGAGGAAAAACACAAGGAUGUGAAAUAUAAUCAGGAAAAUCUGACCUCUGAACUGAGUAAACUCGUGGCUGAAAAGACCGAAAAUCAGGAGCAAAUCAAAGAUUUGGAGGAUGACAUUAAGGUUCUGACUGACAGAGAAAAAGAAGCAAACAAUGAACUUGAGAGGCUCAAAGAUAGAGUAAAGAAAAUGUCCAGUCAAAUGAUGCACGAUGAGGAAAAGAGGAAGUCUCUGCAGAUGGAGGCAGAAUCCUCUAUAGCUGAGGUACGGGGACUGCAGGAGCGCCUGGAAGCCAGUGACCAUGCAGCUGAGUGCCUGCGACGAGAGCUAAGGGAGCUGAGCACCCGGCAGAGCAACACCCAUGCUGAGCUGCACCAAGCCAGGCUGCAGGUAGCUCAACUUACCCUGCAGCUGUCCAAGGAGGACCUGGUUCUCAGGGAGGAGAGGGCCAACUCAGCCCUCGAGAGAGAGGCUUACAAACAUGCAGCAGAAACUGAUAAAAAGAAGUUCCAAGAUCUGACCUGCGAGCUGGAGAGGAAAGAAGAAUGGCUCCAGGAGGAGAGGAUGGAAAGGGACAACCUGGAAGCAGAGCUCGGAAGAGAGAAAGUGCUGCUGAGUGAUGCCAAACAAGAGCUACAGGAGCUGAAGGCCAGUCUGAGAAAGAUUCAGAAAGAAAAAGAGGAAGAACUACUUAACAAACAGGACCUGGUGAACUACGUUCGACUGUUAGAGCAGAGGCUGGGGAUUGCCCCACAAACUAAACCAAGCUGUGUCUCCCAUGGCUCUUCGUCUGAGGGAGAUGAAGAUGCUCCAGAAGCUUCCCCAAGAUCACUUUCUUCACCUCUUUUCCUGUCUGAUCAGCUGGGGCAGCCAGACAAAGCCAAGACUCCGACUGAAACUCACUUCCAGAUUCGGAGCAAUGAGAUAGGCUUUGAUACACAGGACGAGCGGAAGCAUCGCUGUGAAACCCGAGCUGGGGAAGAGAAGCAACUGAUCAUACCAGAACUUGUCAACCCCGUCCUGAGUGAACUGGCUGACUCCCCCAUGUGGUAACUCAAGGAAGAAUGGAUGGAUGAAUGGAUGGGAGGUCAUUUCCACUGAAAUAUUAAAUUAAGCAGGUUAAAAGAAAACCAAAAUCAUCUAGUAAGCAUUCUCAUUUUACAGAAAGCUUCACCAAUGUCAAAUUGAACUCUUUCUAGAGUUUGUCUGAAGUAUCCAGAUUUUUAUUAGCGUGGCUGAUAGUUUCAUUUCUUAGUUAGAAUAACUUUUUUUAUAUUUAAAUUCUUAGAUGCAUCUUCAACUUUCUCUGAAUAUCUAUCUACAGCACUUGAAAUACUGUGAUUUCAAGCCUGUGAGCUGACUGUAAUGUGGGUUGUGUUGCAACUGUUGUGAGAAAUGUGCUUCAUGCUCUGAGCUUUGCAUGUGAGCGUGACUCCUGAGACCGUGUCGAAUGUGUGGGUGUGUGUCACGGUCAAGUGUGAAAUGGCCUGUUUCAGCUCUUUGAACACUGUAAGGUUGGAGGAACACUACGGUUUGUUUGUGAUACUUUUUUUUCCUGAUGCAAGCCUUUCUUAGGAAGGUAUGCCUUGUUAAUUAAAUAUGAAUCUA